Messenger RNA from Alnus glutinosa, 560 nucleotides. Its product is annotated as EG45-like domain containing protein. NCBI's taxonomy places the organism in Eukaryota, Viridiplantae, Streptophyta, Magnoliopsida, Fagales, Betulaceae. The transcript has 3 exons. The coding region runs from base 30 to 413 and encodes 127 amino acids. Gene Ontology annotation, cellular component: cell wall; apoplast. The record is from RefSeq and is a predicted model, not a curated record. Gene Ontology annotation, biological process: systemic acquired resistance.
CUUUAGGCAUUAUUUAUAAAGGAAAAAGAAUGGGAGCAAAUAUUCAAGUUCUGAUUAUAGUUGGCACCAUCAUAUAUUUUGCCACAAUUUCGUAUGCUUUCAAUAUUGGCAAAGGGACUGCCACAUUCUACAAACGCCCUUAUGAACCCUAUGCAUGUAACGUUAAACACGAUUUUGAAGGUAACUUUAUAGCCGCAGCAAGUGAUAAAAUAUGGGAAAAUAGUGGAGCAUGUGGGGAACAUUAUGUCGUUGUAAAAUGUAUUGGUGUCACAAACCGAGCACCACCACCUUGUAAGGAUGGCAUUGUUACGGUUAAAAUCGUCGAUUAUUGUAGAGGACCAAGAUGCGGAACCAUCACUCUUUCUGAAGAUGCUGGAAGAAUUAAAAUUGAAUAUUUUACGUUGGGAUCUUGAGAAGGUAAUUUAUACAAUAGUGAAGAUACCCGUACUUUUGGAAGAAUUUGGAUUUGAAAUUAAAUAUGAAUUGUUGAAAAUCUACAAUAUUUGUAAUUUUUUUUUUACAACACUAAAACCAAAUUUCAUAUGAAAAUACUUAUAUUU